This is a messenger RNA of Dioscorea cayenensis subsp. rotundata (Guinea yam), 2928 nucleotides long. Its product is annotated as putative disease resistance protein At4g10780. Gene Ontology annotation, molecular function: ADP binding; ATP hydrolysis activity. The record is from RefSeq and is a predicted model, not a curated record. NCBI's taxonomy places the organism in Eukaryota, Viridiplantae, Streptophyta, Magnoliopsida, Dioscoreales, Dioscoreaceae. Bases 414 to 2840 code for a protein of 808 amino acids. The transcript is spliced from 2 exons.
GGUUUAGCAGUGAGAAAUUUGAUGGAGAUUGUGACCUCUUGCUUGAAGGAACUGGGUGCUUGCUUGCUCCCUGCUGUCAAAGAAAAACUACGCUACAUUACAAGCACAAAAGAUUUUUUGGAUGAAGUGGAGAGGGCGUUGCGAGAUCUCAAAAAUAAUUAUGUCCUGGUAGAUCAAGAAUUAGUGGCCAGUAGCCAUGGGAUGCAACUCACAGCUCAAGUUCAAAGAUGGCAUGAUGAGGUACAACUCCAAGGUAAAGAAACUAUGAUGAAUCAAAUAAAGCAUGAGUACAACAACAGAGGUUGCCUUCUUGGAAGUUGCUCUCUCAAUUGUCGGGCUAACUACAAAAUCAGCCAAAGAUCAAUUGAGUUACUCAAAGAGAUCAUGCAUCAAUUGAGUUACUCAAAGAGAUCAUGCGCUUGAAGACAGAACAUAAAGAUUUCAAACCAAUAAUAGAGCCACAGUCUUCAAGAGCAAUUACAGAGAUCCCUACUUCAUCAAUUGCUGUAGGCAACACUAUAAAGUUAAAUCUCGAGAAAGUUCGCGGCUUCUUGGCAGAUGACAAUGUAUCCAUGGUGGGGAUUUGGGGCAUGGGUGGGGUCGGAAAAACAACUCUUUUGAAUGAAAUCAAUAACUCAUUACAAGGUGGCGAUACUAUUAUGGGGUUCAAGUAUGUCAUCUAUCUGGUGGUUUCAAAAGAACCUCAAUUUGAGAAGCUUCAAAAGGAGAUAUCUGAAAAGCUGGGAAUGCAAUCUCACUCUAAGAAGAAUGAUAUAUUUGAGUUUUUGAAGAAUAAGGAUUUUUUGCUGCUCUUAGAUGAUAUGUGGAAGGCAGUGGACCUUCCUGAAAUUCUUGGUAUUCCACUUCCUCGCCAUCAAAUUAGCCACAAUUUGAAAGAUGGAGGUCCAAGGUACAAGCACAAGGUGAUCUUCACAACCAGAGAAGAUGAUGUGUGUGCUCGUAUGAAAGCUGACAAGAAGAUUGAAGUUGAAUGUUUGGGUAGAGAAGAAGCAUGGGAUCUUUUCAAGCAGAAUGCAGAUGAAGGGGUCAUUAGUUCUAAUCCUACUAUUGAAAAACUGGCAAUGAAAGUUAUGGAGAAGUGCUCGGGCUUACCACUCGCCCUUAAAGUUGUUGGUCGAGCCAUGUCGAAUAAGAAGAGACCUGAAGAGUGGCAACACAUGUUGACAUCAUUAUGCAAGGACAUCAAAACUACACCUGACAUGGAAGAAUCAUUGUUUCACAUUUUAAAGGUCAGUUAUGAUAAUUUGAGUGACGAAACUUUGAAAGAAUGCUUCCUAAGUUGUGCUCAAUGGCCUGAAGAUAAGUUCAUUAAAGUGUCUGAUCUCAUAAUGUAUUGGAUUGGAUUUGGAUUGAUUGACGACUUUGGAAAUAUUGGAGAAGCUUUUGACAAGGGAUAUGAUCUCAUUGGGAAUCUAAAUGCAGCAUGCUUGUUGGGAUUGGAGUCCUCUCGGGUCGCUGAAGAUUAUGUCAAAUUACAUGAUGUGAUUCGUGAUAUGGCACUGUGGAUUGUUUCCGAAUGUGGGAAGAAAAAGAGCAGAUGGAUUUCAGGUGCAAGGGUUGAUGAUUUAAGACAAUCUUCAAAGUGGGAAGCGGUUAAAUGGAAGGAGACAGAACGAAUAUUGUUCGAAAAGGACCAGCUGCUUGAAUUAUUAAGUUAUGAAAAUAUUGAUGAAGAAGACCAAGUUUCUAUUGCACCAACUUCUCCUCGAUUUCCUAAUCUUGAGAGUUUAUUUAUGGCCCAAGGACAGUAUGAUGGGAAGCUCGUGGAGGUUUCUAUUCCCUUUUUUCCUUAUAUGCCAUCUCUCACCUACUUGCAUCUAUAUGAGAUAAAUGCCAAGGUUCUUCCAAAAGAAAUUCGAGUUUUAGUUAAUCUUCGAUACCUCAACAUCAGCUAUACAGAGAUUCAUUCACUUCCACCUGAACUAGCAGAACUGAAGGAAUUAAAAUGCUUCAUUUUUAGACAACGAAUGUUUACGACAAGAAGAGUAGAAGGGUUGUCAAUAAUAUCGAGGUUGCCCAAGUUGCAAGUGCUUGAUCUCUUUGGACAUACUUGUUUAGAAGCAGACGAUUUGAGUUUAUUGAAGAGAAGAGUUAAAGCGAUUGGUUUGCAUGUGACCUCAUUCAAGACUCUUGGACUUCUUAAAGAUUUUCCAACUUGGAAUAUAAGUCUGGAAGGACUAGGACACAGUAUGCCUAUCCUCCGCUUUUGUGACUUGAGUUGCAAACAUGGUGGUGAGGGUUUGAUGAACUUAAGCAUCAAUGAUUGUGGCUUUGAGGAGUUGUUGAUAAAUGGCAGUGGGGCCAGUCUAAAGCAUAUCAAGUUGGACUCGCUUUCAAAGCUCAAGCAAAUCACUUGGCCAAAAACAGUUCCCAGUGAAUGCUUCCAGAGGUUAACAUCUGUUUCCAUUUGUGGUUGUGAUUCUUUGAGGAGUCUUUCAUGGGUUUUGCACCUGCCAUGCCUCAGGAAAUUAAAAAUACAAUAUUUAGCAAUGGAGGAAUUGAUUGACCCUGCAGACAUGCAACAAGCUUCAUCAGGCCUCACCACCUUUCCUAGCCUACAAUAUUUGAGAAUAUUGGACAUGCCCUACUUAGUGAGCUUAAGCAGAUGUCCAUUGGAUUUCCCUGCUUUGUCUGUGCUUUCCAUGUUCAGGUGUCCAAAUCUGAAAAAACUUCCUUUCAAGCCAUCCAUUGUCAAUAAUAAAUUCAAGUAUGUGAUCGUUGAAAAAAAAUGGUGGAAGGGUUUGGAAUGGGAGGACACAACAAUCCCAUCUCACCUCACCAAGUUUUUCCACACAGGAAUCUUCCUACCAACAUUUUAGUAUAUCAUUAUUGUAAAUUUACAUUCAGAUCAUUAUUAGUUGGAAAUAAUCUUUAAUUUAAAUAAUGUUGUUUUAGUACAAUUUUCAU